Molecule: messenger RNA, 579 nt
Organism: Closterium sp. Naga37s-1
Lineage: Eukaryota; Viridiplantae; Streptophyta; Zygnematophyceae; Desmidiales; Closteriaceae
Source: the annotation of a GenBank genome assembly
AUGCACCACGAGCUAUCCACACCUCCCUCAGGCCGCACAUCUCUCUAUCCGCACCUCCCUCUGUCCGCAUCUCCCUCUAUCCGCAUCUCCCUCUAUCCGCACCUCCCUCUAUACGCAUCCCCCUCUUUCACCAUCCCCCCCUAUCCGCAUCUCCCCCUAUCCGCAUCUCCCUCUGUCCCCAUCUCCCUCCCUUUCCCCAUCUCCCUCUGUCCCCAUCUCCCUCCCUUUCCCCAUCUCCCUCUGUCCCCAUCUCCCUCUAUCCGCAUCUCCCUCUUUCACCAUCCCCACCUAUCCGCAUCUCCCCCUAUCCGCAUCUCCCGUCCCCAUCUCCCUCUGUCCCCAUCUCCCUCUGUCCCCAUCUCCCUCUGUCUGCAUCUCCCCAGGUCCUCACAUCCCUCUGUACCCAUCUCCCUCUGUCCCCAUCUCCCUCUGUCCCCAUCUCCCUCCAUCCGCAUCUCCCUCUUUCACCAUCCCCACCUAUCCGCACCCCCCCCUAUCCGCAUCUCCCUCUGUCCCCAUCUCCCUCUGUCCCCAUCUCCCUCUGUCCCCAUCUCCCUCUGUCCCCAUUGUUGGCCCUAG